Rosa rugosa (rugosa rose) is the source of this 1059-nucleotide messenger RNA. Its product is annotated as aspartic proteinase CDR1-like. Gene Ontology annotation, biological process: proteolysis. The transcript has 2 exons. Gene Ontology annotation, cellular component: extracellular region. The coding region runs from base 1 to 1059 and encodes 352 amino acids. The record is from RefSeq and is a predicted model, not a curated record. NCBI's taxonomy places the organism in Eukaryota, Viridiplantae, Streptophyta, Magnoliopsida, Rosales, Rosaceae. Gene Ontology annotation, molecular function: aspartic-type endopeptidase activity.
AUGAUCCAUCGUGACACUCCAUCUUCUCCCUUAUACAAUUCGUCGUUAACUGAUUGGCAACGAGUAAGCAAUGCUUUGCGACGUUCACGUGAUCGCAUCAACCGUUUCACCUCAUCAGAAGAUGAAUCACCUGAUCAUCUAAUGUACAGCGAAGGAGAUUACCUGGUGAACAUAUCAAUCGGUACACCACCAAGACCUUUCAUUGGAAUUGUUGACACCGGAAGCGAUCUUAUAUGGACACAAUGCAUGCCAUGCAGGCAAUGUUUCGAGCAAAACCCUCCUCUCUUUGAUCCAGCUUCUUCAUCAACUUACAGAGCUCUUUCGUGUAUGUCCAACGAAUGUCGUUUGCUAAGACCAGCCUCCUUUUGUUCCAGUAAUUCAAGCUCUUGUGACUAUCAAUAUUCAUAUGUCGACGGGUCUAAUACCACAGGAAACCUGUCCCUCGACACUGUUACGUUGGGUUCCACAUCCAUUCCCAAAACUAUAUUUGGUUGCGGACACCAAAAUGGAGGAGAUUUCAGUGGGAUUGAGUCGGGAAUUGUCGGACUAGGACGUGGAGCUGUGUCGUUUAUCUCCCAAAUAGGGGGGUAUUUGGUUGGCGGGAAAUAUUUCUCUUAUUGCUUGGUUCCUAAUCCUGCAAUGUCUUUCCUGUCUAAUAACUCUAAUGCAACCUCAUCAAGCAAGAUUGUUAGCGCCACUCAAACCUUUUAUAUCGUUGAGCUUCAAGGCAUUAGUGUUGGAGCCAACAACAUCACACUUAAUGCAGAUGCCAAGGCCUUUAAGGGUAACAUGAUCAUAGACUCGGGGACUAACUUAAUGUACUUGCCGGAGUUGCUUUACGACAGUUUCAAAUCAGCAAUUGAAGAAGAACUUAAAUAUCGAGAUCUGGAGAUGAAGCAAGAUCCGACUGGUUCUGGGCUGUCUUGUUUCUUGACUAAGUAUGAUAUUCUUCCUGGCCCCAAUGUCACUUUCCAUUUUAAAGGGGCAGAUGUGAAGCUAAAAUCUGCCAACACUUUUGUUAGGGUGGAUGAUGAGACUGUUUGCUUAGCAUUCUCCUGA